This is a messenger RNA of Vombatus ursinus (common wombat), 2137 nucleotides long. RefSeq lists its product as uncharacterized. The coding region runs from base 146 to 1420 and encodes 424 amino acids. The record is from RefSeq and is a predicted model, not a curated record. Lineage: Eukaryota; Metazoa; Chordata; Mammalia; Diprotodontia; Vombatidae. The transcript is spliced from 3 exons.
GCGCUGAGCCGAGAAGUCUGAGACCGAGGCUGCCACAGCCUAAGCAGGUCAGGGAGAGAAAGAAGGCGUGAGGCCGCAGCUGAAGUGGGGCAGGAAAGAGAAGGGAGCUGAGGCCCAGGCUGAGUGUGCACAGCUGCCUCUGAAGAUGGAGGUCAUGGGUGGACAGGCCCCUGCCGGGGCUGGAGGUCUGGCAGCCGUAAACAUGGGGCCUGAAGCCCUCAUCCUGGCUGUGGCAGUGGCUGGAGCUGGAGGGGGGCCGUCGCCUACGACCGGGAGCGGAUCGAGCCCAGAGACCGAUACAUGGACAUGGACAUGGACUUGGAAGGGGGAGUGGUCAGGGCAGGAUAUAGCACUAGGCCCCACGUUGGCCGCUCUGUUGCUGCUAUACGCUGCGUUGUGGGCUAGUGUAGUAGAGCUGAGAUGGAGGGUCCUGGAUCUGGCUCAGCAGCAGGAAGAGGAACCAGACCAAGAGGCAGGGGCAGACGAAAGAGCAGAGACAAGGGCAGAGGCAGAGGCAGUGGCAGAAGCAAAGGAGGUGCGGGAGCGGGAGACUGAGCAGGAGCCGGAGCUCAAACAUAAGCGAGAUGCAGCACCCGAGAUAGAGACGGAGUCUGAGGCCGAGGCAGAGGCAGAAGCAGAGCUGGAGGAGCUCCGGGAGCCUUCGGGUGCUUGGGGCCCAAAGGAGCCUGCAUCUUUAUGUGAGAUCGGGCCCUGGACCAAUGUGCCUGUACUGGGGGUGGGUGCCCGCCCUGUGGGACUAGCCGGUGUAGUGGUUGCUGUCCGCUCGGGUCUGGUGCUGAAACUGACGACAUUGCACGCAAGAGCAGGGGGUUUGCUGCUGUCCCGCUCACAGCAAGUGAUCUUCGAUGAGGGCAGCAUUCGUUCCCUGCGUCCUUUGGGAGUGGAUUCGGUCCGCAUGAACAACUGCUGGAACAAAGGACGCUUCUUCCCUCGGCUAGGAGCCUUCCAAGAGCACCUGCUUAACCUACUGCAGCAGGAGGCUCGCCAAGCAAGGACCAACAUUCUCGUCUUCCUGGACAACAAGGCAAUGAAGAAAAUCUACCAUUGGGUUUUCAAUGCCUACAAAAUGGAUGGCAAUCCAAAAGUGAGUGGCUUGUCACUCCAGCAGCUCCUUGAGAUUUUGCUGUCUUGUAAGAAGAUCACAGCUACCUAUAUUAAGAGGAACAACAUUGCUGUCAUGGUGGAGGGAGAAGAUGCACAUCUUCUCAACUUUGAUACUGGGUAUGGUGUGAAUCUUGGACAGAGGGGCCUGGAAUCAAGUGAAGAAUUAGCCACCAACAUGGCAACAGCUGGGGAUCCCAGAGAUGUUUUCCAACCUUUGUCAGCUAACACUAAAAAGUCCAGAGAAAUUGUUGAAGAUCCUAAAAGUGAUGGGCUCUUUGGUGCUCACUUUGAGUAAAAAGGAGCAAGGAGAACAGGUCUUCCAUAAAGGGCAGAUCUAUCUAGCCAAGAUUCUUGCAAAAUUCUCCAAAGUUAGUCAAAAUGCUACUAGUGAGUAAAAGGUGUUAUCAUGGUUCCAUGCCUUUAAAUGCAGGCCAAAAGAAAAAUGAGUUAUAAAAUAUAAGAUUCCAAUGAACUGUCAAGUUCACACACAGGAAGAAAACACACAGACACACACACACACACACACACACACACACACACACACACUCCACUGUUCUACUUAGUAUUCACUGGGUUACCUAGGGAUAAAAAAAAAUGCAGCAUUUGAUCCCUUAGGAUUUUCACAAGAAAAAGUGAGGUACUAGGGUCUGUCCCCCCCAUGCUUGUAAAGGUAUCAUCUUAGAAUGUCAGAGUAGGAAGGGAUCUUUAUAACAUAGAAAACAGAAUGUGAGAACUGGGAGGGACCUCAGAACAUAGUAUAGAGGAUGCCACAUUUUGGAGGGAUCUUAGAGAGGUUCCAUUAGAGAAGUCUGCAGUUAGCUUUAGUGUCUCUCUUCAAAUAUGUGCCAAAAUAAGGAAUGGAGACUGUACUUGUGUAUCAAUUCCCUUCAUGAAUGCACUAUGAGUCACCCCAUUAGAGAAAUGUUGAUUGUGUAUGAUCCUAUAAAAAAUGUCCCUCUCUAAUGCAUAGUUAUUUAAGUGAUAUUAUUGUUUCCUAUAUAGUAUAUGAAUA